AUGACUCGUCGUCACAAAGAGUGCCCAAGAUUUCGGGACCUUAUACUCUUGUUCCGUGAGAUAGGGUUCCUUCAGUACCUUUUGUUCUUGCUUCCAUUUAUUCUAUACGGCCUUCUCUUUCGCAUUCCUCUCUAUGUUCUUAUGUACACAUUCGACUUCAUAGUCCGAUCUCGGGAGUAUGUGCAUCCUAAGUCUGAGACAAAUAGAUACAUGCGGUUCAUAAAGCGACGCCAAGAAGCACUCUCAAAGCACGUUGCUCCGUCCUCCACUCUUGAUCUAGCUCGGCUUCUAAGGGAUGCGUCACAGCCCGGGCCGAGGGACAAAUUCUUUGGCUGCCUGCCCCCCGAGAUUCGACGCCGAAUUCUGCUCUACGCCUUUGGCGAACGCACUGUCCAUAUUGAUAUAUCCUACACAUUGACGAGUAAGCCCGACGAAGGAGGUUCAGUUUGCGCAUCAGCUGCGAAGACGCAUGCCGGACUGGUGCGACGGCUCGAUAGCUAUGAUAGGAUUUACGACGAGGACGAGUGGCAUUGGCGGUGGUAUGGCUGCUUCUGUCAUCGCUCUGGCCCAGAAGACAUAUCACUAUCUUUAGGGAGAUUUCGCAGCUCUCCUGGCAUAGAUCAUCGAAAAUAUAGGUCGUCAGCCUGUCUGAAAGGGGGCGGAGUUUGCCACGCUUGGCCUGGGAACCAGCCUGAUAAAUGUCGAGUAGAAUGUUUAGGUUGGCUAUUAACAUCUAGACAAGCAUAUAUCGAAGGUAUGGAUGUGAUCUAUAGAGAAAACACCAUAAACUUGUCGUCAUCCGAUAUCAUGCUUUCCUGUCCGAGCAUACUACCUCACAACAUCCGCAGAUCGAUUAGAUCCCUAGAACUGGCCAUCGAUACGCAAAUAUCGCCUCUCAAGUACGCAUUUGAAGAUCCGGAAAUCUCCUUGCUCAGCCUUCACGCAGCACCCACAUUUCCAAGUCUUUUAUAUCUCCGUAUGUCCCCCGUUACUUGGGACCUAGAUAUUUGUAUUAAGAGGGAUCAGUUGCUUAAUCACUUGCAUCACCAUGCAACCUUUAACCCCGAGCAGUGGCGUCAAUCAAUCCCAGCAAACGUGUCUGUCACGCUACAGAGGAUCGAUAGCCUUUUGGAAAGAAUAGCACCACCUACCGCAGAAGUCACGGUGGACUGGGAUCUCACCGGGUACCAUACCUUGAGCAAUGUCCUCAGCGAAUGCCAGGGCCAUGUAUCACUCCAAAUGGAAGAAUGCGAAUCCGGAGGGAGAAGAUAUUGGCGACAAAUUCCGACUUCUAUAGUCAAUGUCCCUGCUAAAGAUACACAAUCCCUUGACACUACAGCUGGCCCAGACAAGCGCCAGGGCUACUGGAUUAAAUGUGAUGAAGCAGAAGAUUUAGAUUGA
Clonostachys rhizophaga is the source of this 1401-nucleotide messenger RNA. The record is from the annotation of a GenBank genome assembly. Lineage: Eukaryota; Fungi; Ascomycota; Sordariomycetes; Hypocreales; Bionectriaceae.